AACAUUUAAACAUUAACAAAAAAAAUGACGUGGAAUAAAAAUCAUUUUUACUCUCAAAUAAAUUUGCUUAAUCAUUUAUAGUAAUAUUUAAAAUAUGUUAUACUUGCCAUUCUUUUUAAAGUAUUUGAGAACUUAAACUGAUGAGUAAAAUAUUAGAAGAAAUCUAAUCUUAUCUUUACAUUAACAUAUUACUACGAUUGAUAACUAUCUAUAUCUAGUAAUGAAGUAAAGCUAAUAUACAAUGUCUGAAACUAAUUGCAAAGCUGAAGAAGACACUUUUCCUCUCCAUGAAUGUGUUUUCGGAGGCGAUGUUCGAAAACUGUCAUCAUUACUACGAACUAACGAUGUCACCAAAAAGGACAAGCAUGGAAAUACAGCCCUGCACUUGGCGGUAAUGCUGGGGCGAAAAGAUUGCGUGCAACUGCUUCUAGCUCAUGGGGCACCUGUGAAGGUUAAAAAUCUGGCUGGGUGGUCACCCCUUGCUGAAGCAAUUAGCUAUGGCGAUCGUCAAUCGAUUUCAUCACUUGUACGUAAACUGAAACAGCAAGCUCGAGAGCAAAUGGAGUUGAGGAGACCUGAUCUUAUUAGGGCAUUAGAACAGAUACAAGAUUUUUACAUGGAACUUAAAUGGGAUUUUCAUUCUUGGGUACCAUUGGUUUCCAGAAUUUUACCAUCAGAUAUUUGUAAAAUCUAUAAAUCUGGAUCUAGAAUCAGAUUAGAUACUACAUUAGUUGAUUUCACUGAUAUGAAGUGGGAACGGGGAGAUCUGUCCUUUAUAUUUCAAGGAGACAGACCAACAAGUGAGUCCCUUACUGUGUUAGACAACAAAGCCAAGGUGUAUCAGAAGGUGCGCUAUGAGGAGACAGAAAAUGAAAUUGAAGAUGAAGUUGACAUUUUGAUGUCCAGUGAUAUUUUAGCAGCUCAAAUGUCUACCAAAGGUAUCUUAUUUUCUAGAGCUCAGUCAGGCUGGAUAUUUAGGGAAGACCGAAAAGAAACUGUGGCAGGGAUAUAUAAAAGUGAUGUAUAUACCAUAACAGGCCUAGUAUUAGAAUCCAGGAAAAGAAGAGAACACUUGUCAACAGAUGACUUGCAAAAGAAUAAAGCAAUAAUAGAGAGUUGGACUAGAGGUAACACCCAGAAUUUGGAUACUAAUGGAGAGCCAGUCCGUCGAGCCUCCCUUAACCCUCCUCCAGAAACUGGUGUUGAUUGGAAUGUAUACAUAUCAUCACCUCCAGGUGAAUAUCCCAGUUUAGGUAGGGAACUUGUGUAUAAAGAAUCUUCACGUAAUUUCCGCGCCACUCUUGCUAUGAGUGAUGACUUUCCACUCAGUGUUGACAUGCUACUUAAUGUUUUAGAGGUUAUAGCACCUUUUAAACACUUUGCUAAAUUAAGGCAGUUUAUUGCUAUGAAGUUACCAAAAGGAUUUCCUGUAAAAAUUGAUAUACCAAUUUUGCCUACAGUUACAGCCAAGAUAACGUUCCAAAGCUUUGAGUUUCGUGAUAACAAUCCUCCCCAUUUAUUUGUAGUUCCAGAAGACUUUGUAGAAGAUCCUUUACGUUUUCCUGAUUUAUGACAUUUUGAUAUUCUAGCACUGUUUGAAGUAAGUGAGUACCGAAGAUUGUGUAGUGAAAUGAAGUGUCAACAAACAAGUUUUAGUGAGAUAUGUGGUAGGCCUGUACAUGGACUAGUUUCAAUUGAAUUCCCUAUGCUUUUUGGCUUGGGUAGCUCUUAUUCAAGUCAUUAUGUCCUUUAUGUUGAGUAGGGUUAUAAUGCAAUUGUGAAAGUCCAGUUACAGUGUUAGAAUUAAAUUAAUAGUAGGUUAUAAAAAUAACUGUCAUUGUGUUCACUCUUAUCCAAAGUUGAAAAAUAAAUUAUUUCCUUGAAAUCCUUGAUUAAAUAUUUUGAUGCAAUAAUAGUGUUAUGAAUUUUAUAUAAAAGCAAUGAAUUUUUAGAUUUAGAGAAAUGAACUUAAGUUUUUAUGGCAAUGACAGAAUUUUGCUGACAAAGGCAACUGAAACAGUAUUCGUAUUUAGAUUUUAAUUAACACUGGCUCGAAAGUAUGUUGGAGAAAAAUGUAAACUUGUUUCGAAUUUCUAACUAAUGUACAAACUACAUAAAAAAUGAUGAUUAAGUAUUUAUAAAAUGUUUGUUUAAAGUAUGUUUGUUACACUGUUCUAGAUUUAUAUAAAUAAUUUACGUGUUUAGUGAAUUUUAUGGUCUACAAAGUAAUUGUGAAUAAUGUCUUUACUACUUGAAUAGGCCUGUAUUUCUUAUUAGAAAUAUUUUGAAUCAAUUAUGAUGGUUCCUUAACUAGUAGUUGUCAAUUUUUUUUAAUUUGAAUACUAUAUAACAUGACAAUCUUUGUAAACACCACAUGAGCUGGUAUUUAAAUAAGACAUAUCUGAAUAUACUACAAUCCACAUGAAAAAAAUAAUAUUUAAAUAUUAGCAACACCUCAUUCAAUGCAAAAAAUUCAGUUCAAGUGAAUUCACUACUGUAUCAUUAAUUUGGUAGGCUUAUCAAACACAAGCUGAAACUAUUUUAAGACUGGUAAAUUAUUAAUUAAUUCAAUCUUUACAAACACAGCUAUUGUAAAAAUAUGCUCCUGUGCCUUCUGAAUAUAGUUGGGUAGGGACAUCAGUUUGUAUUUUAUUUAUUUAAUAUCAUAUAAAAUAUACAUUUUAUUUCUGAACAUGUUAGUACAGUCAGUAUAAAACAUGUACUUAAAAAAUUUUUUUGCUCUAUAUUUUUGUUAUUUUACCUGACUGUACCAGUAAUUGUCCAAUGUUUUAUAUAUAGAUAUAUAUUUAUAUUUGAACAACAAUGCAAUCUGUUGACAAUAAUAUUAAAAACCCACCUGAUAAGUAUUUAUUUUUCUUGCCAACACAUUUGGUAUAGCUAUUAUAAAAGACAAAUUUUUAAGGGAAUAAAUGAUUGUAGAAACAA
This is a messenger RNA of Pieris rapae (cabbage white), 2946 nucleotides long. Its product is annotated as ankyrin repeat domain-containing protein 13C. The record is from RefSeq and is a predicted model, not a curated record. Gene Ontology annotation, molecular function: protein binding. The coding region runs from base 242 to 1573 and encodes 443 amino acids. The transcript has a single exon. Lineage: Eukaryota; Metazoa; Arthropoda; Insecta; Lepidoptera; Pieridae. Gene Ontology annotation, cellular component: cytoplasm.